CACCAAACCAUGCCUGGUUUGAAGUUUGGAAAUCUGAAAGUUGAUCAUCCUUUGAAAUGAAGAUGAAUGAUGAAAUGAGAUGCAGAGGUUUUGUUCGAAAUCUGAUAAUGAUUAUGAUCCUAGUCCAUUCAAGAAGAUGGAUUAGUGCACAGGAAGUUGAGGAUGAGAGUGAGUUUGAUUACAUAAAAGAGAGUGAGAAGGGUCCCUCACACUGGGGGGAACUGAAGAAGGAAUGGGAAACAUGUAAAACUGGAAAAAUGCAGUCUCCAAUUGAUUUGUCAAGCCACAGGGUCAGGCUGGUGCCAAAGUUGGGGCAGCUAAACAAGCACUAUAAGCCUCAGAAUGCUACUGUCAAGAACAGAGGCCAUGAUAUUGAGCUGAAAUGGGGAGAAGAUGCUGGAUCAUUAAACAUCAAUGGCAGUGAAUUUUUUCUGCGUCAGUGCCAUUGGCACUCACCUUCAGAACAUACCAUCAAUGGAAGGAGGUAUGACUUGGAGCUCCACAUGGUUCAUGAAAGAAGAAGCGAAAAUGGGAAAGUGAAUAUUGCUGUUGUUGGUCUUCUGUUCAAGAUUGGUCGACCGGAUCCCAUUCUCAACAAGUUGUCAAAAAUCAUAGAAAGCAUGGUGGAUAAUGAAGCAGAAAAGAAAAUUGGGGUGUUUGAUCCCUCAGAAAUUAAGUUGGGUGGGAAGAAGUAUUACAGAUACAUUGGCUCCCUCACUGUCCCUCCUUGCACAGAAGGUGUCAUUUGGACUAUCAAUAAAAAGAUCAAAACUGUGUCCAGGGCACAAGUGAAUUUACUUAGAGAGGCUGUCCACGAUCAUGCAGAGAAGAAUUCGAGACCUGUACAAGCGCUGAAUAAACGAGGGAUACAACUCUAUGGACCAAAACGCAAGGAAUAAAUUUAUCACAUAAUUUUCUUUUGUCUGUCUAUUAUACGGGUUUUCUUGUAAUAAUUUGUUUUUGGUAGUGUUUAUGUAAUCGUAUAUAUAAUAGACAGCUAUAUGCAUAUUAAUCAGAAUAAUGAUAG
This is a messenger RNA of Vigna radiata var. radiata (mung bean), 1027 nucleotides long. Its product is annotated as alpha carbonic anhydrase 7. The coding region runs from base 57 to 899 and encodes 280 amino acids. Gene Ontology annotation, molecular function: carbonate dehydratase activity; zinc ion binding. NCBI's taxonomy places the organism in Eukaryota, Viridiplantae, Streptophyta, Magnoliopsida, Fabales, Fabaceae. The record is from RefSeq and is a predicted model, not a curated record. The transcript has 8 exons.